Molecule: messenger RNA, 2227 nt
Organism: Blepharisma stoltei
Lineage: Eukaryota; Ciliophora; Heterotrichea; Heterotrichida; Blepharismidae
Source: the annotation of a GenBank genome assembly
AUGCUAUUCUUAGUUUAUUUAUUAUUUUUUGAAAUAGGCUCAUAUUCAGCAAGCAUAACAGGAUCUGUAAAGUUUAUAUAGAAAGAACUAAAGUUAUUAGACGAAUAUAAUCUUAUUGACCAGUGAUAUGAAGAUGAUUCAAAUAGAGAAUAUUUUACUUUUUUGUCUAAAAGAAGCAGUCAAAGCUCAGCAAACCGAACUAUAAAUGAACUGUAUAGGGAUUCAUAUAUGGAAAUUUACAAAGUUCAAGAAGAUCAAAAAUGUAUUCCGGAAUCUUUUGGAUAUACGGAUGAAGAUUCAUUAUUAAACUUUCCACGGAUGAAUUUUCCAAAAUGUGCAGAUAAAUUGAAUGCACACAAAACGGUAAUAGAAAUUGAUGUUGAAAAGGAUCAGCUGAUAAUGAAUUGCCCUGAUGGGGAUGGAUGAUAUUACUUAGGAUGCAACCAAGAUGAUGAGCUUAUAGGAGAAGAUAAUUAUCAUGGGAAAAAACAAAAAUACCCUGGCCAUCCAGUUAAGCUCAAAAACAAUGAAGAGUGGGCAUAUGGAACUUGUGGAGAAAAUUUUCCAUUACAAGGAGCUACUUAUAUAAAUAGACCCAAAGAAAGUUCCAAGGAAAGGGCAAAAAAUAUAAUGAAGACCAUUCAAGCACAAAUGCUUAACACGAAAAGCGAAAGCCAAACUCGUCCUUUAACUGUGCUUAUUUUGACCUUUGAUUCCAUAUCCAGAAUGAGUUUCUAUCGGAACCUUCCAAAAACCCAAAAAUUCCUAAGUUCUCUUUCUCCUGAAAAAUUUAGGGUGUUUGACUUUAAGAUUCACAAUGUGAUGGGAGAUGGGUCUAUUCCUAAUGUUUUUCCUCUGAUUUCAGGCAGAGCCCUUGAAUCUGUUUCAAAAUUUGAUGCUGAAAAAAAUAAAAAAAACAAGACUGAUUUGCUGGGCUCAGCAUCAAUUUGAAAUUAUUUAAAAUCAAAAGGAUGAGUAACUUUGUUUGGUACAGAAUUUUGUAAAGAUUAUUUUGCUAAGAAAUUAGGAAGAAAGCCUGAUGUCGAUCAUUUGAUGACUGGUUUUUGGUGCGCAGCCACUGACUUGCUAAAUUAUGAGUAAACUGCUAUAUAGUGAUUCUGACACAGAUCAGAGAUGCAUAGGCAAUCAAAAUUCUCAUGUCUAUUCACUAAACUACACAUAUCAAUUUAUUCAAAAUUAUCAAGGAAUUAAUAAAUGAGCUCAUAUAAUGAGUGUGCCUGCUCAUGAGAAAUCAGGAACUGUUGUACAAACUCUUGACGAUGAUUUAUUAGUUUUUAUGAAAAAAUUUCUAGAAACAAAGGAUGAAUUACUAAUAUUUUUAAUGGCAGACCAUGGAAUGCGCUAUGGUAGCUGAUAUAAAAUUAUUGAUGGGUAUUUAGAACACAAAUUGCCUAUGCUAUUUCUAAUUGGAUCUACUUCAAUAUUGCAAGACAUUCCAGAUGCAAUCGAAAACCUAUCACACAAUGCAGAUCGCCUUGUGACAAAAACAGAUCUCCAUCGAACAUUAAAACAUCUUGCUAAUAUUCCAUAUUUUCGUAGCUUCAACAGAUUUUCUCGAUAUGAGUAUAAGUCUUGAACUGCUGAAGGCGAUGCUAUAAGCUUGCUUAUCGAUAAAGUCCAAUUGUCUAGAGAAUGCUCAAAGGCUGCUAUACCAAAAAUUUGAUGCUCAUGCCCAAAACUUCAAGCAUUAGAGAGAAAAGUCUUCGAUGGGAGACAAACUGAUGACAAAUUUAUUCUUGAAAUUCGAAAAAUAAUAGAAAAUAUUGCGGAAAUGAUGAUUUAUGAAAUAAAUCAAGAGACUUAUGGAUCUUUUUACUCAGAAGGAUGGCGGAUAUGCCAAAAAAUUACCAUGAAAAAAAUUGAUUAUGCGGAAUGGUCGAGAUAUGAUUAUGGAAUCCAUUUGUAUAAGGUAAGAGUAAGUAUAAAUGAAGAUGAAAAAGUGAAAUAUGAAGGUUUGGCAAUGGUUUCAGAAAGAGAUAUAAUUGAGAGAAGUCGAAAGACAGUUUUCCCUUUAUCUUCUGUUAUUAAUGAUGGGAAAAAAAAUCUGAAAAUUUUAUAUUUGAAUAGAAAAGGCCCUCAGUCUGAUUGAUGCAAAAAAUUGUCUUUCGGAAAAAAAAUGUUUGGGUCUCUUUGCUUAUGCAAUGAAUAUCAAGAAAUAGAGAAAUAUAAUCCAAUAGCAAUAGAAAAAAUAUUAAAUGAAUCAUAA